Labeo rohita (rohu) is the source of this 2966-nucleotide messenger RNA. RefSeq names its product RAB8B, member RAS oncogene family (gene rab8b). Gene Ontology annotation, cellular component: trans-Golgi network transport vesicle; synaptic vesicle; plasma membrane. Lineage: Eukaryota; Metazoa; Chordata; Actinopteri; Cypriniformes; Cyprinidae. The transcript is spliced from 8 exons. The record is from RefSeq and is a predicted model, not a curated record. Gene Ontology annotation, biological process: regulation of exocytosis; protein secretion; cellular response to insulin stimulus. Gene Ontology annotation, molecular function: GTP binding; GTPase activity. The coding region runs from base 148 to 771 and encodes 207 amino acids.
GACCGACACGCCCAGCCUCUUCCUCACUGCUAUAAGCAGUAAAGUCGGAAACACAAGUUGAAGCGCAUCUUUUAUGUACCGUUAGCCGAAUACCGUUACUCUGCUACCGAGCCAAAGCAAGGUGGCCAGACAGAAGAAACAGAAAACAUGGCAAAAACGUACGAUUAUUUGUUUAAACUGCUGCUUAUCGGAGACAGCGGAGUGGGCAAGACAUGUCUGCUGUUUCGAUUCAGUGAGGACGCGUUCAACACCACUUUCAUCUCCACGAUAGGAAUUGACUUUAAAAUCAGAACAAUUGAGCUGGAUGGGAAGAAGAUCAAGCUUCAGAUCUGGGAUACAGCCGGACAGGAGAGGUUUAGAACCAUCACCACUGCAUAUUAUAGAGGAGCAAUGGGAAUUAUGCUGGUGUAUGAUAUCACAAAUGAGAAAUCAUUUGACAAUAUCAAGAACUGGAUCAGGAACAUCGAGGAGCAUGCAUCAUCAGAUGUGGAACGGAUGAUACUGGGUAACAAAUGUGACAUGAAUGAUAAGAGACAAGUUUCAAAAGAAAGAGGGGAAAAGCUAGCUAUUGAUUAUGGAAUCAAGUUCUUGGAAACCAGUGCAAAAUCUAGCACAAAUGUUGAAGAGGCCUUUGUCACUCUCGCUAGAGACAUCAUGACCAGAUUAAACAGAAAAAUGAAUGAGAAUAACCCUUCGGGAGGAGGAGGAGCAGUGAAAAUCACAGAGAGUCGAUCCAAGAAGCCAAGCUUCUUCCGCUGCACUCUGCUCUAACCCGGCAAAUUCUGCAGCCUCAGUGUGUGAAUGAUUUAAUUUCUCUAUGUGUGUUUGAGCUCAGUGUGUGUGUGUGUGUGUGUUUUGUGUGAGGGUUUACAGUACCACUGGACUUUCAGCUGUUAGCUGCUGCUGAGAGCUCUGGACUUUAGCCUGCCUCAUCUAUACAUAUUGAAGGCCUGAAGAGAGUGUGCUAGAUAAAGGACUCUUGAGCUGUUCCCAAAACAUUCCUUUUAAACCAAAAUAUCCAUCAACCCCAAUUUAGUGUAGCCUGAUUUGAAUUUUGAGAACUUUUUUUAAUCUUUAUAAUAAUUACAUAGUCAUUUUAUAGUUAUGUUAAUUUUAAAGGGUUUAUUAAAGCACCAUUUAAUGAAGGAAAUAUAUGAAGAGAUUACAUUAUAUCAAGCUUUUGCUAUUAUGCAGUUUUUGGCAAUAAAGAUUGUGGACCUAAAGUAGCGACUGAAGAACCUGAUGGUUUGACAGUUAAAUGUUGGUCAAACCGAAGGACAUGCAAUAUAUAUAUCAUUUUUGAUGUUGUUGAAUGACCUGUUUUGUUAUAUUUAAAGUCACCCAUUGUAUAUGCACUUAAUUUUGUUUUAGUUACCAUUCCAAAGCCGCAAUAAACCGUGGAAUAGUAAGCAAUAUUCCACAGGUCUUAGUCUUCCCCCUUUCCCUGACUUUACCUUAUUAAUCUUAGUAGUAACAAAGACCAAAGUAAACAAAGGAAAAGGAAUCGAAACUGUGAUUGAUACUAACAGUCAAAAUGUCUCUUUCUUUUUCUGUUGCAAUCUCUUAUAUAUUAAGCAUGAAAAAGAAAGACAAAAGAAUAAAUAGAGGGCUAGGAACCGUUUCCUAAUGCUUGUUGAAGCAGCAGCCAGCCAGGCCCUGUAUAUUAGUAUAUACAGUAUUACAUUUACUAAUGGUAUUAUAUUUUUAUACUCUAUUGACUUAAGCAUCUUUUACUUACCACUGCAUAUGAAGCACCUAAAGCAUGUUAACCUGUGCUUAUGUGAGAUUGAUUUGUGUUAAUACUAUUUUUUUAACUCAUUUAAAUGUCACAGUAUUCUGAAUGUUGUCUUUUGUAAUUCCCUCUUUUAUAAGACUCUUAUGAGUGUGAAAUCGUGUAGUGUUUACAACACCACUGCAACAGUAUCUUUUUUUUUGGUUUAAGUCGUGCACUGUUAUCUGUGUGUGUGGGUCUCUUUUAGAACCUCCUCACUUCAUAAACCACUUAAACCCCCGCUUGUGAAGUCAGCCACUUAAAAAAAAGAGUGCAAGAUUGUGAUAGUUUGAAUGUGUUCAAGUGUCCUUUGAGCUUACUGGGCUAUUACCAGGCCCAUGUGGAAUCUGCAGACUUUUGCAGAUUUUGUGGGGAAGAAAAUACAUGGAAUUCUGCAUUUCAACAUGGUUACAUUGGUUAGCUAGAGCUCAGAGUACUGGCUCCUAUUACUUUAGUGCACAAAAAGUGUUCCAAUUCUGUGUAAAUCUGCAGAUCUUUCCAUGUAGAGAUUCCAUGUGGGCAUGUUACAAAUUCAGAACACAAAAUUCAAACUGAAUUCCAACCUAGAUAUUUCAGAAUUCACCUAAGUUACUCAGAAUGAUUCUACUGUUUAUGUUUAGGGGUGUACGAUUGCUCGAGUUCUGUUGGCAUUGUGCAUCUGUUUGAAAGAUCCCCUGCUUGUGCUUUUGAGGCGUGCCGUUUGUACUCAAAGCGAUAGUUCACCCAGAAAUUAAAAUUCAUUAACCCUCAUGUCAAUCCAAACUUGGGCUUGUUUUGUUCUGUGGAACAUAAAAGAAAUAUUUUUGAAAUGACAAAUGUCUGCUUUUUGUCCAUACAGUAAAAGUGAAUGGUUUUGCUUACCAACAUUCUUCAAAAUCUGUGUCGUACAAAAAGUCAUACAUGUUUGAAAUGACACAAGGGUGAGGAAAUGAUGACAGAAUGAUCAUUUUUUGGGCGAACUAUCGCUUUAAUGGCCCAGUAGUCAUGUUUUGAAUAUGCAUGCAGGCACAUUUGCAUAUUUUUCAAUGAAACAGUGACAGCACUCAGCCUCCCGUUAGAGCAUAAAGUCUUACUGACCAUUCAGUGCAAGCUUUUAUUUUAUAACGUCUUCCUUGAUUUUUCUUGUGUGUAUUGUACUGUGUCAGAGUUACUGAUUAUGUAAAAAAAAAAAGAUUAAAGUAUCUUUUCUAAGUUA